AUGGCUGACUUCCACCACACUACCUCUCCCUCCGCUCGUUCCCACUCUACUUCCCCUCCCUUCAUCCUCUGCCCUGUAUCAACCGCCACCGACGACUCUAACGACUCUUAUGACUCCCUCGCCUCCGUCAACCACAUUGACGGCAUCACCAUAGACGACCCACACCUCAAAAUCGGCGUCCCCAGUCUCCCUAGUCGCAUCAUGAACCCCCACACGCCUAGUGCGGCACAAGUAUUCACUCUAUUUAAUACCAUUCCCCGCAUUCUCAUUCCCGUCUACCCUUCCCCCAUCUAUAACUUGACCCGCUACUUGAACCCCAACCUUGUCGGCGCACUCUAUCACAUCACCUUCACCGACGACGAGGCCCCGAUCAUGUUGGAACAAUCUGGGCUGGAUGAUCCCACAAACUUCUUUUUCUAUUUACAGCAGAUUGUGAUGAACAAGGGACUCAUUAAUCUCCCAUCGCUCCGCAGCGACAUGAUCAGCUACCGCCCUACCGGGUAUAGCUCCCUCGCCAUGAGUCUCCUCCUCCACCACUCCCCAACCGAAUGGGUCGACACUCUUGCACGAAUCCCCUUCCGACGGAAUACCAUCCGUUGGUUCCGCAUUACAGGGUUUGGAAGAGAACGGUUGGUCAUUGAAGAAUACAUGCCGGGUGGAAUGCUGCCGGAACGCCUCUUUCCCACGAAUAGUCGAGGGGAGCAGCACGUCGCCGCGUAUUGGUCCGAAGGGUCUAACCCAUCAGACAACGUGAGGCCCUGGUACAUGGCAAGAUCAGACGUCAUUGCAGAGGAUGGGUAUCACUUGCUCCGACCCAAGGAGCUUCUUUACGAGUCACAGAGGAUCAUUGACGCUCCGGGAACCUCCGGAAAUAUUGCACGUCCCCCUGUCAAAUCCCUCAUCCUCUCCCUCCCUAUGCUCAGAGAAUCGUCCCUAGCACCAAUUCCCCUCCUCGCACCUUCGCCACCCCUUCCCCCUCUCCAGCUUGACAUCCCGGUGCUUUUUCAACAUGCAGUCUCGGCCGAAAGGACCACGGCAGUUGAAGAAUGGGCAAUGGCCACGCUCCCCCAUGCCUACACCGACCCCUUUCCGGGAAACCAGCUUGCCCCUAUCCCUAACCUGGAAGAAGACGAUCCCAUGCUCCCCGCUAGUCCCCCUUACGACCCCGAACAAACCGUCUGGGAUCGCGAGGCUCGUCGACCACUUCCAACGCCGCCCCCAGCACCCCCUGUUACACCCUCAUCCAUGACCCUCGUUGAGGAAGGCCCCACCUCUACUGAGCCUGUCGACGCGCCCUCCUCUCAACCUGCAACGCCCGCAACCCCCGCUUUCACCCCUUCUCCUCCCGCGUCUCCUGCUCCACCAGAGAUGGAUAAAGUGGCUGAGGAAUAUGGUUAUCACAAACCUGCCUGGGAACGCAUGAUCGACACGGCCCUCUGGACUGGUUAUCCCAAUCGCUCCAUCCCCACCUACGAUGUCAACAACCUGCGUGAGCCGCCGCCGACGAUUGGUCUAUGUCAUAAACACCGAAGACUUGUGUAA
This is a messenger RNA of Heterobasidion irregulare TC 32-1, 1542 nucleotides long. RefSeq lists its product as uncharacterized. Lineage: Eukaryota; Fungi; Basidiomycota; Agaricomycetes; Russulales; Bondarzewiaceae. The record is from RefSeq and is a predicted model, not a curated record. Bases 1 to 1542 code for a protein of 513 amino acids. The transcript has 3 exons.